Molecule: messenger RNA, 1740 nt
Organism: Stylophora pistillata
Lineage: Eukaryota; Metazoa; Cnidaria; Anthozoa; Scleractinia; Pocilloporidae
Product: cyclic GMP-AMP synthase
Source: RefSeq, a predicted model, not a curated record
GCCUUAAUGACACAGUUGUAAACAUCUCAAUGAUGAGACUUUAAAAGAAGUCCACAAGUAAAUACUUGAUGAGAGCUAAGGCAAAAUUGCGGACGGCUCAACUUGAUCGGUGAGCAGCAGAAGAUGGGAGGCCAAGAAUCAACAAUGAAAUUAAGAGAUGACCAAGACCCGAAAUCAUUUGACGACAUCUCGUCCGCCGGGACACCAAGUACCAGUUCUCCGCGGUUUACGUCUACCGACAUGUUGUACACUGCGGCUUCGGCACCAGAACUGAGAUCGAACCCUAUCAGACCUAAGGAGUUGCUAAGAAACCUGCGAAAGUACCAUAAAGAUACAGUCCGCUUACCAGCUAGCGACACACAGUGGGCUAAACAGCUUGUCUACAGCCAAACCCAGAAACUCCUCGAGUUUUGCAAACGGGAGACAGCGGUCAUUCGUAAUAUGGAGUACGCGGGCUCUAUGUAUGAGAGACUGGAAACUAAGAACAACAGUGAUUUUGAUGUUAUGGUUGUCUUAAAGACGGGUUCAGAAGAUGUUUCAGUUGAAGAAGUUGUUCCAGGACUGUAUACAAAACUAAAACUGAACACUGAACAAGCUGACACGAAACUUGUCAAGUUUACAGACACCCGGGACUACCUGCGCCCAGAUAAGAUGCAAAAUUUGCUUGACAAGGUAGCCCAGGCUUGGACUGAGAGCUCGAAAAGAUUCUCUGAUGGAACCAGAGUGCGGACUCACAGGCAUGGUGCAGCGGUUGAGAUGAUUGUCCGGGAUACUAACAGAGGAGGCUCUGUAACCGCGCAGUUGGUGCCUUGUCUGAGGAUCGAGGAUGACACCGGAAUGCCGCGAUAUUUCGUGCCGUGCGCAUUUCAGGAAUACACGAGAUUCGAGUUGGGAAAUAACACAGAGCGUUCGAUUUUGUGGCGGAAAACGUUUUCGUUGCGUGAAAGAGAGUUGCUGUCUAGUUUAGACCAUUCUGGAAGUACUUGUCGUACGGAAUGCCUAAAAAUUCUCAAAUUCCUUUUCAGCUCGGACAGAAAGCUACGCGCUUUUCAUUUCUACCAGCUGAAAACUGCCUUUCUACACUAUCGUAGUCUUGAUCAAGACUGGCGCUCAGAUGAGCUUGGGGAGAGAUUCCUGGGAAUGUUGAGAUACAUUCGGGAGUGUAUCAUGAAAAAAGAUCUGCCGCAUUACUUCGUACCCAGUGUUAAUCUGAUCAAAGGGCUCAAUGGUUCGUCACUUAACAGCGUCCAGGCAAGACUGCAACAGUUACUCACAGAUGAAAAACAGCUGUUCUAUGCAAUUUCAGGGUGAACUGCAAGUUAUGAUCAAAGAACUCUGCUAAUCUUUCAGAAUUUUACCAUUUUAGUUGUAGUAAAAAAAUAAACUUUUCGAAUACGCACAAAUCAAUUAACAAGUGAUGAAAAACUUUCAUUUCACAAACUUAUGCAACUCGGCUUAUGUUUCAGUGAUCUGAUCGCUGGUUAGCAUAUUUUAAAUUAGAGCAAACAGUUGCGAAGAAGUUUAUUGCACGAUUAAAAAAUACAUAGUGAAAAAAUGGACAUUAACGCGCCGCGCAGAACUGUGGGCGCGCGAACGUCAGUUUUUUUUACUGAUUUUUUUAUCGAUCGCGCGACGGACUUCCCAAGCAUGGACUGUUCACAGUUUAGAUUAUAUUGUGAAUUGUAAACUAUACUAACAUAUACGUGUUUGAAGUAAAAAUAGGACGACUUUCUGCAACAA